UUCUUCUUUUAUUAUUAUUAUUAUUAAUAAACACACACAUAAUAUGAUUAAAACGAUUAGUUCACGUCAGGCUUUAAAGUCUGUUGUCUCAGCAACUUUGGUACCUCGUAUUUUAUUACCUUCUGUAUCAAUGGUUGCUCGUCGUACGAUUACUACUGCUCCUAAUAAACAACAACAAGAAAGUUCUUAUAUGAAAAUGACAGAUGCAAUUGGAAAUAUGCCUCGGGAUCUCCUUCAUGAAAUGCGUGAAGUUCGACCUGUUCCUAUGUGCGAAGAAUUUAUUGAAGGAUCCAAGUUAACCACUAAAGUAUUAGAGGAAAUGGAUUUUGGUGAAGGCAAACACGUGGUACCUCGAUGCUUUAGUGAUAAAGCUGCUUACUAUACUGUUAAAUUUUUGCGUACAUUACCUGAUACUUAUUUCGGUAGAAAUCAUUAUAUGCGUGCUGUGAUGUUGGAAACAGUUGCGGCAGUACCUGGUAUGGUAGGUGCCAUGUGGCGUCACAUGAAAUCCUUAAGAACCUUGACGGAAGAUAGUGGUUGGAUCUCUCAUUUAUUACAUGAAGCUGAAAAUGAACGAAUGCAUUUGAUGACUUGGAUGAAGUGUCUUAGUCCUAGUCUGUUUGAUCGUUUAAUUGUCUUGGGUGUCCAAGGUGUUUUCUUUAAUGCUUACUUUUUACUUUAUAUCCUUUCACCCAAGACAGCACAUCGAUUCUGUGGUUAUCUUGAAGAAGAAGCUGUUAUCUCCUAUACUCAUUUCUUGAAUGAUAUUGAUAAAGGUUUAAUUAGAAAUGCUCCUGCUCCUCAAAUUGCUAUUGAUUAUUAUAACUUGCAUCCUUCUGCAUCUGUUCGUGAUGUAGUAUUAGCUGUAAGGGCCGAUGAAGCUGUUCACCGUGACGCUAACCACUUUCUCUCUGAUCGUAUUGCUCUUCAUCAAGAAGAUAUUCUUUCAGAAGUAAAGUUGGAAAAUAAUUUAAAGAAUGAAACUCAUGACAAGUCUACUACUACUACUACUGAUGCUAUUCAUCAUGGCUCAUCAUCCUUUGCAUAAGUGAAUACUUCAUUAUUUAUUAUCUAUCUAUUUAUUUAUUUAUUCUAAUUAAUUGUUGUUGUAACAUGUACAUCAGCAUUACAUCUAUUUUCCUUUUUUUAUGUACUUUUUUUUUCAUUUAAUGCUAUAAUAAUAAAGUUUAAGCUUUUAUAUAAUAUCUUUUAUAUGCCAC
Molecule: messenger RNA, 1220 nt
Organism: Cokeromyces recurvatus
Lineage: Eukaryota; Fungi; Mucoromycota; Mucoromycetes; Mucorales; Mucoraceae
Product: alternative oxidase-domain-containing protein
Exons: 1
Coding region: 44-1048 (334 amino acids)
Biological process (GO): alternative respiration
Cellular component (GO): mitochondrion
Molecular function (GO): alternative oxidase activity
Source: RefSeq, a predicted model, not a curated record